This is a messenger RNA of Lactuca saligna, 357 nucleotides long. The record is from the annotation of a GenBank genome assembly. NCBI's taxonomy places the organism in Eukaryota, Viridiplantae, Streptophyta, Magnoliopsida, Asterales, Asteraceae.
AUGAUCAUAAACAGGCCCUUAUUGGUACAGUUCACUGGAGAAGAAGAAGCAGCGAUCACCACCAUUUUCCUUCCUGCCUUCAUUUAUUCGACUCUUAAACAGCUUACAGUCGCCUUUUCCUUGCUUCUCCAUCAACACCACCGAAACCUUGACUACCUCCGAUUCCCUUUUUUUUUCUUCAAUAAAUCGCACACCUACGAUCGUUUCCUUCCCUCUUGGGAAAACGAUCGAGCCAUUUUCCCUUGUUUUCCUUCUCUACGAUUCCCAUCGACCACAGAGCUUCAAGGUUAUCAUCUUGUUGCUACCGCUGUUAGCGAUGCCGGUCAUCACACUUCGCAUUCGGACAAGAAAAACUAG